CACACACACACACACACACACACACACACACACACACACAGAUCCUCCCUGUGAGCUUAAUGGUGAGAGCCGCACAUGCUGCAGGAGACCAACUUGGAUAGCAAACUUAUUCAAACAGAGAAAUGCUGACGACACAUCAGAGAGACAUCAAAGAGAAAGGACGACGGAAAUGAGAGAAGAUUUCCCCAUCAUCUGAUCCCAGCCUUGCCAUGGGAUGAGUUCCUGACAUCAGUGACUUGAGGUACUGUCUUUAUUAUCGUCUCAUAAAAAGUAUGAUAUCCAUCAGAAAAGAACCCACAUGAAAGAUGUGGGAGUGAAUAACCCCUUUCAAUACUCAAUAUUGCUGCGAUCACAUUGGAUGGACUUCUCAACACACUGGCCUUUCUUCCAAUCAUUCCUUUCUAAAAAAGGAGCUUGUCUCUUUCUUAGUGGAGCAACUUGGGUUUUUAAUGUUCAUUUGAGUGAUUGCUGGCACGCUCCAAGUUGAAGGGUCCUUAAGUUUAAUAGCGUCACACUAAAGCUAAAUGUGACAAAAGGAACAAAAACAAUUGUUCCAUACUUGAUGUUAGAAGAUGUUGGUUUAUGCAGCUCUUGUUGUAAAUGUAUCCACCAACACAGCUAGCUUGAGCAUUACCUCUGUUCCAAAGUAAACUUAUCUGAAUGUCUUCCAUGAUGAUGACAACACAAUGUUACACACUGUCAGUAAGUCAUCAUAAAUGUAGAUGUGUUUGAAGGGUAUAUGAGCCACACCCACUCCCCACUAAGUGGUGGUGAUCGAGGUUGUCGCUAUCGACUCGCUUCAGUUGAAAUGCAGGAGUCAGUGUUUUUGAAGCUUUACAUUGUUCAGCCUGAGGCAUACAAAGGAGUACCUAGGUUUCUGCUGAUUCAACUUUAACCUCUUAUUUCAAGACAUUUAUCUAGAAUUCUCUAAAAUUGAACAUUGCAGGUUUUCUUCAUAUCUUGGAGGACUUAGGUUAACCCACCAAAGAUUUAAAAUAGCGAUUUCUUUACUUUGUAUUGUUGGAAACUUUAAAUCACGUCUGACUAUGAUUAUAAGAGGAGUUUAAAACACAAAACAGGAGAGCAGCAGGUUUAUGGUCAAAGGAUUUAAUGCAUAAAGUGCUUUUUUAUAAACCCUGUUGACGAAGGCAAGAUAGCCCAAAACAUUUUGUGAUUAAAGAGUGCAUUUGUAUUUCAUGUUGACGAUCUUACAUUGGUCUGCACCUCAUUUUAGUGGGCAUUCUCAAACUAAGAACUUGCUGUACGACCAAAUGCAGAACCAUGAAAGCCUUUUUUUGUCUUCAAGCUUUUAAGCCUGAAGACAAGCCAACAGUCCCUGUUUAUGCCAAAAUGCAUUCAAUGAGAAUUUUGUUCUAAAAACAAUUUCACUUUAGAAGGUACCUACCAAUGAGAGCCUUACAUCAGUGACAUUUGAUGUUUUUUUGCCCUAAACGAGGGACUUUUCUCCCCCAUAGUGGAGUUGCAUCACAUGGGCUCUACUUACGACUGGAUGGACAGGGUGAACCAAAGCUGUAAUUCAUAAUGUACAACCUGAUAACUUUUACAUUUUAAGACCUGUUAUGUAAGUUAUGCAUCAACACUGCAGCUGUUUGUUAAUCAUUGUUUGUAAAAGAAAAUGUUUCUGAAUGUACCUUUUUUUAAACUUCAUGUCUGCUCUUUACUUCUCACUUUUCCUGUCAGUGACCGUCUCUUUAGUUAUGACGCACACAUGUAUAAAUAAUGGCUUUAAUGUUUGUCAGCCUUCCAAGAACACUUGUGUUGCUGGUUUACACAUGUGCAUGUUCACACACACAGUGCCUCUCAAGAGGAACUUCCUGUUUACUGCCAGCUGUGCCGCUGUGUAUCCUGACUGAGAGCCCCAACAGAUCCUGGCCUCUGAACUCUGACCCCUAACCCUGGAGGGGUGGGGGGGUAGAGUGAAAGAAAAUGCGGGGCACCACCCUCUUUGCCCUGCUCACGGGGGUCAUGCUCUACCUGGUGAUGGGUGCGCUUGUUUUCCGCACCCUGGAGGCCCCAGAUGAGGAUUUGGCGUACAAAAAAUUGCUGGCUACCAAGCAAACCUUCCUGAAGAAUAAAUCAUGUGUCACAGAGCAGGAGUUCUACAUACUUGUGAAGGGAGUAGCGUAUGCAGUGGAGGCGGGCCUGGAUCUGAACCACCUUCCUGCAAACUUCACCAGCCGCUGGGACAUGGCCUCUGCUUUCUUCUUCUGUGGUACAAUCAUUACCACCAUAGGUUUUGGGAACCUGUCUCCUCGGACGUGGUACGGCCAGUUGUUCUGUGUGUGCUACGCUCUAGUGGGAAUUCCCAUGUUUGGCAUACUGCUGGCUGGAGUUGGCGAUCACAUGGGCACAGUGCUGCGAAGAGCUGUGGCCAAGAUUGAGACCCUCUUCCUGAAACGUAAGGUCAGGCCGACCACUGUGCGUGUGAUCUCAGCGGUUCUCUCAAUCCUGGUUGGCUGUCUGAUCUUCCUCGCAGUUCCAACAGUCGUGUUUCAGAAAGUGGAGGAUUGGACAUUUCUAGAGUCGCUCUACUUUGUGGUCAUCACCCUCACCACUGUAGGCUUUGGAGACUAUGUACCAGGUGAUGGUCGGACAGAUGACGUGCUCUUCAAGCCCCUAGUGUGGCUAUGGAUUGUGUUUGGUCUCGCCUACUUUGCCUCCAUCCUCACCAUGAUCGGAAACUGGCUGAGAGUGCUGUCUAAGAAAACACGCGCUGAGAUGGAGGAGUUGAGGGCCCACGCUACAGACUGGACCCAGAACAUGGACUUCCGCAUCCCAAAUCCUCUGGAGUUCAAUGACCCAUUUCUCUUGCAGCGUCGGAAAUGGAAACGCAGCGAGCGUCGACGCAUGCGUCGAGGAGCCCAGGGCACUCUGGGACAAUGGGUCCGAGGAGGAUCUGAAAAUGGACACCUACCUAACCGCUGGGCUGGCCCCUCUAACUCAAUGAGUCAACUGCGGGCACGUUCGUCUCUUGAAAGGGCGGCGGCGCCUAAGUCCAGGCCGAGGGUCAGUGCUGAUGGAGCAGUCCCAACAGCAGGGCCUGGAUUGAGGGUUGACCCCCCUGUGGGUCUUCAUGUGGAGGGCAGGUUGUUUCCUCACUCAUUGGCCCGCUCAUUCUCUCUCCCAGUGGCCCCCUCCACCUCAGAGCUGGACUCAGCAGGUGCAGCCAUGCAGGAAGGAUCACUUUCUGGUUCUGAGUCUCCUUCUGACUCCAGAUCAGACUGCUCCUCAGUCUCCUCAUCUUUCUUGGCGCUCCACAUGUUCCAACCCUGCUGUACACUCCAGAAAGAGGGAGGAAUGAAAGCUACAGACACUAAUGUGGCUCAGGAGAAAAACAAAGAUAUUCCUGCAGAGAAGUGUGGAUCUGUAGCAAACUACUUCCAUCACACACCUGCCCCUCAUUUAAUCCGUCGCUCCUCCUCUCCUUAUCCCCCUUUUCUUCCUUCUUCUAGCAAUCAGAUCCUUUUUCCCUCAGUUCCCCUCAACAUUGCCUCCUCAUCCGGCUGCCAUCUGCUGGAUUUCUUUGGAGAGAACCUUGCGUACAUUGACGAGUCCUCAGACACUCUGAGUGACCGCGUCCAGUCAGCAGGCAGUGAGGAGAAGAGGAGACGGCCACGAAAACCCAAAAGGAAGAGCAUGAGGAGGCAGCUCUCUCACAGAUUGAGCCCAGCGCAAGUGAAGAGGCCCAGCGUUGACAUGCAGCCUCCUUCAAAUCCCCCGACACCACCUCCAGACUCUUCUCUCUCAGACCUGCCACCAUCUGAGGGCCUGGCCGGGUCAAACACAGAGAGCAACCACACCAAGCACGCAGGGUCAAGAGGAGACAAAACAGAUUAAUCUACACCAAAACUAGGACUCUUAAAGUGACAGCAUGAGUACCACAGCCAAAACUCACCACAAUGAAUGUAGUUGAUGUUCAAGAAUAUUUUUUUGUAUCCAUGGCUUGCCUCACAAAAUCAGCCCGCAAAUUUUGCUGUGUUGUCUUUUUGAUUUGGCAAAGCUAAGAAAACAUUUGCUCAGGUCAGAUAACUACUAGGCUGUACUAGUAGUUGGUAUAUUUUGUCCUCAAAUAGAGGGAUAAAGAGACAUCAACAUGAACUAAAUCAUUGUAUUCAGAUAGUUAUAAUGAAAUAACAUAACUGAUGUUCUUCUUGAUGGCAUUUGAUUGUCAAAAAUAAAUAAAUGAAAAUGUCAAUUAUCAAUCACCACAUGGUGUCUAUAAUGUACAAUAGACCUAUGUGCUUCUAGGUGAGCUUGUUCAUUCCGAUUUCAUUACAUCAAUAAUGAAAAAGUAAUUUUACUUAAAACACAAGUCAACCUCUUGGUGGUGCUAGAGGAAAAGUCAUAGGCGGGUCAUACAUUGCUUUGGAGUCAACAUGUGAGAAGACAAAAGUUUGAGACAGAACAAAGAUCAUUCAGUCCCGAUUAAAGAAAAGGAUGGACUCACUUUGCCCAGACAUUUUUACAUUUAUCUAUCUGUCCAUCUGGAGACAUGAAUAGGCCUCUCAAAUCAUGCUGCUUUGUAAAUUCAACCACAACUAGUGUAAAUAGCUGGUCACAAAUUUUGUUGAUUUAAAGAGACAGAGUCAUCACUAUUAAAACUCUUUGGUGAUUA
This is a messenger RNA of Labrus bergylta (ballan wrasse), 4636 nucleotides long. The record is from RefSeq and is a predicted model, not a curated record. Lineage: Eukaryota; Metazoa; Chordata; Actinopteri; Labriformes; Labridae.